GAACCCGUUGGCGGGAACUGUAAUAGAUGAGAAUUCUAACUUCUAGUUUUUGUUUUGAAAAAUUAGCUAGUGUGUUAUCUUAAUUAAAAUUGAAGGUUUCAAUGUGUCUUCCUAUAUUUUGAUGAGCGAGUUUAUAACUUUGCAAGUGGGGCAGUGCGGGAACCAGAUCGGGGCCGCCUUCUGGCCGCUGGCGCUGCGCGAGCACGGGUUCCAGCGCCAGGCGCAGCGGCGCGGCACGGCGAGCGAGAUGCAGGACGCUUUGCACAGCUUCUUCCACGUGCCGGAGCACGCCCCCGGGCGCCUGCACUCGCUGGCCGACCUCACGCAGGCCGGGGUCUCCGCCAGGGCGGUGUGCGUGGACAUGGAAGACAGCGUGGUGGCUCGCUUCUCCCGCGGGCCUCUACGCCACCUGUUCGACAGCCGGUGCCUCAUCACCAGCUACCCGGGCUCGGGGAACAACUGGGCGGAGGGCUUCCACCAGCACGGGCGUCGCCACGGGCCGCGGCUGGCCGAGGCGGUGAGGCGUGCGGCGGAGCGCUGCGACCGGCUGCACGGCUUCGUGCUGCUCUACUCCCUGAGCGGGGGCACGGGCUCCGGCCUGGGCUCCAGCCUGCUGGCGCGGCUCGCCGACCUCUACCCGCACGUCGACAGGCUGGUGACGUGUGUGUACCCGGCCGGCAGCGAGGACGUCGUCACCGCCCCGUACAACGUCGCCCUGGCGACCAGGGAGCUGCUACGUCACGCCACCUGUGUCUUCCCCGUGCACAACAAGGCCCUGGUGGAGAUGUGCGAGCAUUUGAAGACGAGCUCGGGAUGCCCGGAGACGUCCAGGUUCGUCGCGGGCUGCAAGCCUUUCCAGGACAUGAACAGCAUCAUCGUCAACAUGCUGCUGCACCUCACCAGUGGGUCACGCUUCCCCGGCUCGCUGAACGUGGACGUGAGCGAGCUGGCGACCAACAUGGUGCCCUUCCCGGGGCUGCACUUCGUGGCCAGCAGCUUCAGCCCCGUCAACCUCGGGGGCGGGGGCAAGGCGGCCGCGACCAGCGGGCCAGACCUGUGCGUCGCGGCCGUGUCCCGGCGCAACCAGCUGACGGGCACGGACCCCUGGGGCGGCGUGCUCCUGGCGGCCGCGCUGGCGGGCCGCGGCUCCGUCUCCCUGGCGGACCUGCGCGGCUACGUCGACAGACUGUGCAAGCGGCGGAGGUUCGUGCCGUGGGGUCCUGUGGUGAAGGUGGGGCUCUGCAGGGUGCCCGCCGCGGGCCAAACUGCGUCCCUCCUGGCCCUCGCCAACUCCUCCAGCACGGCGGCGCUCUUCAGCGACGCUGCGAGCCAGUUCGCCAAGCUCUACCGCAGGAAGGCUCACGCGCACCACUACCUGAAAGUGGAGGGGUUCGACGAAGAAGACUUCAAGGACAGCGAGCACUCGCUUCUGGAGUCUGCAUCGCGAUACCGCGAGAUGGAGAACGUCCAGAAAGUGACGAAGCCUCGCCUCCGGGUGCUGGCGUAGCGUCGCCUCGGGCCUCGGUGCGGAGCAAGGCAACGCCGACGUCAACUUGACGAGUGAAGAUUUCUGCGCGUAGCACUCUCGAGAGUGCAUCGUAAUGAACCGCACGUGCUUUCUUGGAAAAGUACGUGCAGUAAGUUCGCAUUCUGAAAUCUUUCCACAAAACAUUUAAGACUGAAAAGGAGAACCAGAUAUCUUUUUGUAAAAAGGGUACCAUAAUAGUUCCUACUUGUCAUUAAAGAGAGAGACUGAAAUCUAAUUUUGCAUCUCAGUAUAUGUUUUUAUCCGUACUUUUCAUCAUAAUGAAUCAAAAACUAGAAUUGAAGGAAAGAAAGAAAUAAAUGUAAUUCUCACAAAUCCCUAUCUCCCCCGUCCCCUUCACCACCCCUAGAUAUUAAAGUUUUUGUUUAUUAAGUUUAUAUGUAUUUAGUAAACUACCAGAACUAAGCUGCAUACACGAAGAUAUUUUAUCUGAACGAUUGUAUUUUAUUUUGAAAAUAAAAUUUGU
Messenger RNA from Bacillus rossius redtenbacheri, 2012 nucleotides. RefSeq names its product tubulin epsilon chain-like. Gene Ontology annotation, molecular function: GTP binding; structural constituent of cytoskeleton. Gene Ontology annotation, cellular component: microtubule; cytoplasm. The record is from RefSeq and is a predicted model, not a curated record. Gene Ontology annotation, biological process: microtubule cytoskeleton organization; mitotic cell cycle. The transcript is spliced from 10 exons. NCBI's taxonomy places the organism in Eukaryota, Metazoa, Arthropoda, Insecta, Phasmatodea, Bacillidae. The coding region runs from base 122 to 1507 and encodes 461 amino acids.